This is a messenger RNA of Acytostelium subglobosum LB1, 1104 nucleotides long. RefSeq lists its product as hypothetical. The record is from RefSeq and is a predicted model, not a curated record. Bases 1 to 1104 code for a protein of 367 amino acids. Gene Ontology annotation, molecular function: tRNA binding. NCBI's taxonomy places the organism in Eukaryota, Evosea, Eumycetozoa, Acytosteliales, Acytosteliaceae. The transcript has 3 exons. Gene Ontology annotation, biological process: tRNA wobble uridine modification. Gene Ontology annotation, cellular component: cytosol; nucleus; elongator holoenzyme complex.
AUGUCAUUUACAAAGGUAUUACAUACACAAGAGACAUUGAAUGGUCUGUUGUUGUUGGAGGAUUGCUUGGAAUCAUCGGCUCAACACUUGUUGAAUCAUAUUUAUGAUGAAUGGCUUGGACCUGUUGGCAACAAUAACAGUUCAAAGAAGAGUGUAUGGUUCAUCAAUCAAUCUAUACCAUUGAUAGAGUAUACAAAGCUUGCAAAGAAGUAUAAUAAUGUCAACUUUGUGGUCAUUGAUUGUUAUUCAGACCCAUUUGGUUGGAAGAAGAAUGAGCAACAGUUGGCACAGACACAGUCACAACAGCAACAACAAUCACCCAUUGUAUUCAACUGUACUGGUCAAGACUCUGCAUCAUGUUUGGACGCGUUGAAGUUGGCAUUCAAUUCGAAUCGUGUACCUCAAAGACUCAAGGACAACCCGAUACUCAUCAUCAACACACUCAGUGCAUUCGUCUUAAAGAAUGGUCUCUCUGACACUUGCAAUCUGGUCCGAACACUCAUCAACUAUAACUUUAACAAUGUACAUACUACUACAACUUCAUCAACUACCAAUGCUGCUACUGCCACUGCUACGACGACAUCAUCAAAGAACAAGAUUGAUACAGGCAUUCAACCACAUAGCAAGAAGUCAGAGAAGAGUUUCUCAUGUGUCUUGGGCAUACUUCACUCUGACCUGCAUUAUAGCGAUCAAACAGUGGAGCGACAACUCCAGUACAUAUCAUCAACUUCCAUCCAAGUGACGCCACUCCCCGCCAAGCUGCUCCUGUCUCAAUCACUAUCCAAUCCAUAUGAAGCCACAAUCACUGUGAUCACAAAGAAGAGAUCAGGUAGAGUGUUGCGUAAUGUCGAGUAUUACUACGUAAAGAAUGGUCGAUUGGAGUUUGAUUCAGCUGACCUGUUUGAGAAGAAGGAGGAGGAAAAGGAGGCUGACCCAACACAGAACCUAUCGUUCAAUCUCAAGCUGACGGAUGAAGAAAAGGCAGCCAAGGACUCUGUGGUCCUGCCAUACAGACAUCAAGGCGAGAAUCAAUUGGUGAUUGAGGAUGUCAUUGAUGAUGACGACUAUGACGAUGAGGACCCAGACGAUGAUUUGGAUAUAUAA